This is a messenger RNA of Cryptococcus amylolentus CBS 6039, 848 nucleotides long. RefSeq lists its product as hypothetical. Gene Ontology annotation, cellular component: delta DNA polymerase complex. Lineage: Eukaryota; Fungi; Basidiomycota; Tremellomycetes; Tremellales; Cryptococcaceae. Gene Ontology annotation, molecular function: DNA-directed DNA polymerase activity. The transcript is spliced from 4 exons. Gene Ontology annotation, biological process: DNA-templated DNA replication; DNA synthesis involved in DNA repair. The coding region runs from base 44 to 568 and encodes 174 amino acids. The record is from RefSeq and is a predicted model, not a curated record.
UUCCGGGCUAACUGCAUGUCAUUCCUCUUCUAUCCAUAUCAAUAUGCCACCCAAGAAAUCAUUAGCCGCAUCAUCUAGGACAUCGGGGAGGACCAAGAAGGCUGCUGGCGUUGCCCAGCCUAUACUCUCUUUCCAAUCCCAAGGAAAGCCUUCACGAGGCGCCACCUCCAAAACCAAACCAUCGCUGCAGAAACAGUCAUCUUCGGUCUCUAUACCUGGUGCCAAAGCCGCCGAGGGGGAUGAUGAUGAUAUUCAAGUGGUUGAUGAGCCUCAGGGGACAAAGGACGAGAGCGCAAAGGGAGGCAAGAAGUCACAAUUAAAGGUCAAGAGCAAGGAAUGGUCAAAAGUUCUGAAAGAGGCUAAGGCAGCUAUGGGCGACUUGGAGCCAAUCCAUGCGGGCCCCGACACCCAUAACGAUAUCCAUCAUAUACUCCGUGUAUUCGAUUUGUCGACAAAGUAUGGCCCAUGUGUCGGCAUCCCCCGUCUGCAGCGCUGGGAAAGAGCCAAGCAGUGGGGUCUGGAUCCACCCGACGAGGUACGUAUGCUUUCACGCGAUCUGGUUGAGUGACAUGUGGUGUUGACCGAGAUGGGUAUACAGAUCAGAGCGAUUCUUACCACGCAACAGGGGGAGGACGACGCUUCGUAUCGCGAGAAUGUGCUGAGCGCAUGGCUCUGAGAGGAAAGCGGUAUACGGAGAUUUCUCGGCUCGGAAGAUCGACAGCAUGAGGAGGAGAUCUGUUGUAAUGGCAACUCUGCCAGAGGGUGUAUCAGUUAUAAUCAGAAACCGAUUUGUAUAGGCCAUAGGCCAAGGUAGAACCAAGCAUGCAAUCCACGUAGCUUAAUUGUGG